Molecule: messenger RNA, 1271 nt
Organism: Stomoxys calcitrans (stable fly)
Lineage: Eukaryota; Metazoa; Arthropoda; Insecta; Diptera; Muscidae
Product: lipase 3
Exons: 3
Coding region: 15-1271 (418 amino acids)
Molecular function (GO): hydrolase activity, acting on ester bonds
Source: RefSeq, a predicted model, not a curated record
CGGUUGUCUGAAUAAUGGAAACAUUUCUAACCAUAAGUCUAUUGCUAAUACCAAUUGGUUUAAUAACGUUGAGACAACAACAUGAGGAAAUCAAAACAACAACAAUGGUAGAGCGAGUCCAAAGAGCAGGUUAUGAGUGUGAAACUUAUGACACCUUUACAGACGAUGGCUAUGGUUUGAGAUUAUUUCGUCUAAGAAACUCCACAUCAUUUAACGUACCAGAACCAACAACUCCACCUCGACCUGUGGUGUUUCUUAUGCAUGGCAUAGCAAGCUCCUCCGAGAGCUGGGUCCUUGAGAGUCUAUCAAAUCCCUUGGCAUAUGAGUUGUUGAAACAAGGCUUUGAUGUUUGGUUGGGUAACAAUCGUGGCAGCACCUAUGGCAAAUCUCAUCGCAAUUUGUCCGCAAGUCAAAGUCAAUUCUGGAGAUUUUCUUUUCAUGAGAUUGGCACCAUCGACUUGCCUCAUAUGGUGGACUUUAUAUUGGGUAAAACCCAACAAUCCUCUUUACACUAUGUGGGCUAUUCGCAGGGCACCACAGUUGCUUUUGUUCUACUCUCCAUGCGACCCGAAUACAAUGGGAAAUUCAAAACCCUCAGCAUGCUGGCCCCCGUCGCAUAUUUGAACCAUUGCCGUUCAAUUCUGCGACAUCUAGCGGGCUUUCUGGGUAUUUAUACUCCAGUACAUUCUUGGCUAGGUGAUAGAGCCCUGUGGCCGCCUUGGUUUCUUCGUAGACUUUUGGGCUUAGAGGCAUGUGGCCGAGCAGGUACAAACCCUAAGUUGUGCACUUUUCUGAUGUUCAAAUUAUUCGGGGGCUAUUCAGCUUAUCUCGAGGAGACGCUUUUGCCGGAGAUAUUUCAAAGCCAUCCAGCAACUUUAUCCAUGCAUCAAUUACUGCAUUUCAUGCAGUUGACAUAUUCCCAAAAAUUUCGUCAAUACGAUUUUGGCCCUGAUGGCAACCUCCAGCGCUACAAUCAAUCAACACCGCCCGAGUACAAUUUGUCGAAUAUAAGACCCACAUUGCCGCUGCACUUGUUCUACAGCGAUUACGAUGAGAUUGUAUCGAAAACAGAUGUGGAAAUGUUGGCUGAGAAAUUGGGGAAUCAUAGUGUUAGCCAUUUUAUAGAUUUACCAUAUUUUGCCCAUAUCGAUUUUGUAUGGGGUUCAAAUAUUGAAGACGUCAUUAAUCGACCUAUUGUGGAAAUAAUGAAUAAUGCGGAAAAAUUAUUGCAAACAAAUCCUAGGUCUCAGAGAGAUUUAGAGAGUGGGUAA